Molecule: messenger RNA, 981 nt
Organism: Cryptomeria japonica (Japanese cedar)
Lineage: Eukaryota; Viridiplantae; Streptophyta; Pinopsida; Cupressales; Cupressaceae
Exons: 1
Coding region: 1-981 (326 amino acids)
Source: RefSeq, a predicted model, not a curated record
AUGGAAUUUUCUCUAUUCAAUGUUUAUGGGCCGACCAAGACAGAAGAAAAGAAAAGGGUUUGGAAAGAAAUUUUAGAUCAAAUUAGUAUGAUUGAUUUGGAGAAAGCAAUUGUGGUGGGAGAUUUCAAUGCAUUACUUAACAAUGAAGAAAAAUUUGGAGGCUUAAGAAUGAAUGCCCGAGUGAUGGAAGAUUUCAGAGAUUUUGUGAUAGACAAUAACCUCUUUGAUGCUAUCUCUAAAACAAGAAAUUUUACAUGGACUAAUAGGAGGGCAAAUUUUAACAAAAUCGUUGAGAGAUUGGACAUAAUAUUUGCUGGAUCAUUUUGGAUUAGAGGUAAGUUUGAUUUGGAGUCAUUCAUCCUGCCCAUAACCCUUUCAGACCAUUUUCUGAUACAGUUGAACUACACAAUACCAUUGAUAAAGGUGAAAGGGAAUUUUAAAUUUUUGAGUAUGUGGUGGAGAGAUUCAAACUUCGAAAUAAACAUUGAGAAGUGGUGGAAAGAAUGCAUAGACAUUAAAGGCACUCCAAGCUAUUGUUUUGUCAAAAAGAUGAAAUAUCUUAAGAACAAAAUUAAAAUGUGGAAUGUGGUAUCCUUCAAGAAUAAUUUUGCUAAGAAAAUAAGGGUGGAAGAGGAACUAGAUAGGAUCAAUAACAUGGUAAUUGAAAAGGGGAUGACGAAUGAAGAGUUUUAUGCUGAGAAUUCUCUUAAAGCUGAAUUGGUAGAAAUUCUUCUAAGAGAAGAAAUGUUUUGGCAGGACAAAUCCAGAGAAUUAUGGAUAGAUGCAGGGGAUUCAAAUUCCAAAUUCUUUCAUGCCUCUUUAAAAGCAAAAAGGAAUAAAAAUAGAAUUAAUCAGUUGAUGGAUGAUUCGGGCAAAAUGGUUGGAAAAGCAGAGGAGUUAGAGUACAUAGCAGUCAAAUAUUUUGAGAAAAUUUUGGGAUCCUCAGUGGGGGCGAGAGAUGAAUCUGUUGGAUAUUAUUGA